AUGCAGAGGAAGAUGCAGGGCCAUGUAACAGGGAGCCGGGUUCCUCUGGGCCUGCUCCUGGUCUGUCUUCAUCUGCCAGGCCUCUUUGCCCGGAGCAUCGGUGUGGUGGAGGAGAAAUUUCCCCGAGACUUGGGGAACAACCUGCCUCUGCUUGGACAACCUUCCUUGACCGGCCCCUCCAACUCGGAACAUCCUCAGCCCAAACCAGACCCUGGGCCUAAUGAUUUAGCAAGGGCUCCUCUGAAGACAAAUCCUUCUCCAGCACAUGGUUCUCAACCUGCAGGAGGUGCUGGGGUACAGAAGUGGCCCCCAUCUGGGGGGCUGCCCUCCAUGGAUUCCUGGUCCUCGGAGGACCCUUGGCCGAUGAUGGCUGCUGUGGUCGAGGACCCUGUGGGAGAAGUGCUGCCCGAAGAACUGUCCUACCUUCCUAGUGCGGCUGCCCUCCCUCCGGGAAGCGGGUUUUUGCCUGCAGAACCCUCUGCACACCCCGCGGACCCCUCACCCGAGGCUUCACUCCUCCACCAGGACUCUGAGUCUAGACGGCCACUCCGCUCUAAUGUGCUGGACGCCCAGGGAGAAAUCCUUGCCCCAUCCCCUCCCUGGUCUCUCAUCAACAGGACUCGAUGGCCACUUCAGCCUGGUUACCCCUGGGGGACCCUGAAUCCCGGUGUAUCCUGGGUAGGUGGAGGUCCUGGCACUGGAUGGGGAACAAAGCCCUUGCCAUACCCUGUGGGAAUCUGGGGUAACAGUAAUCAAUACCCAAGUACUAUAUGGGGGAAUAUUAAUCGGUAUCCAGGUAUCAAAUGGGGGAUUUUUAAUUGGUAUCCAGGUAUUAAUCAGUUUCCUCCCACAGCUCUUCAUGCUCCUCGCUCUUAUUGGAGCAUCCCAGCCGGCUUUCCCAAUCCUCAAAACCCUGGUCACAGUGGAGUUAGGAGAAUGACAGAGGGGGGACAACCCUAA
Mesoplodon densirostris (Blainville's beaked whale) is the source of this 960-nucleotide messenger RNA. RefSeq names its product chromosome 10 C6orf15 homolog (gene C10H6orf15). The record is from RefSeq and is a predicted model, not a curated record. The transcript is spliced from 3 exons. Lineage: Eukaryota; Metazoa; Chordata; Mammalia; Artiodactyla; Ziphiidae. Bases 1 to 960 code for a protein of 319 amino acids. Gene Ontology annotation, biological process: extracellular matrix organization. Gene Ontology annotation, cellular component: extracellular matrix.